Molecule: messenger RNA, 540 nt
Organism: Drosophila bipectinata
Lineage: Eukaryota; Metazoa; Arthropoda; Insecta; Diptera; Drosophilidae
Source: RefSeq, a predicted model, not a curated record
GAGGGACAGCCGGCGCCAUCGUUGCCUACCCAGGCAUGGCGUCGGUGGCUGCAGCAGGGCUGCUGUAUUGCCCCACUAGCAGGCCAGCAAGGGCAAGGAGCCGUCAUCGAUGGAUCAGGAUCUCAACAGGAGUAACGGGGUUGGAUGAGGAACUUCUAUUUUGUUGGAAGUCGCGUCGUGUUGUGCUGUGGCCAAACAAAUGGAUGCAAGUUGGCCAUCCAAGAGCCACCCAGGAUGCAAGGAGAAACGACGGAGUAUUCUAAGGAGCCAUCAGCAGGACCCAAAGGGGCAAAGGCACCCUCCAACGAUGGAUCCCAACAUCGGAUCCCUAAGGAGCUACCAUCAGGACCCAAAGGGGGAAAGGCACCCUCCAACGAUGGAUCCCAACAUCGGAUCCUUAAGGGGCCAUCAGCAGGACCCAAAGGGGGAAAGGCACCCUCCAACGAUGGACCCCAACAUCGGAUCCCUAAGGAGCCAUCAGCAGGACCCAAAGGGGGAAAGGCACCCUUCAACGAUGGAUCCCAACAUCGCGGGAUAUAG